AUGGCGGCUGUCAGCGGAGGCAUCGAGGCAAAAGUAGUGUGUGAAAUUGCAUUGUUUUCCAAAUUGUUACCGUAGUACUUAAAUGGAAUGGACGAGGAACACAAAGAACUCUUGAAAUUUCACAGAACUCGAUUUCUCCAAUGUGUAGACAUUGAUCGUUUGAUUCCACUUUUACAAUCCAAUGGUGUAUUGAGCAAUGAUGACGUGACCGACCUCAGGAAAUACAGUAGUUCUGGAGCGAAGGCUGAAAAACUCUUGGAUUUAUUACCUUCUAAGGGAUCCCAGGCUUUUCAGGCCUUCUGUUUAGCCCUCGAAACAACAUACCCUCAUUUAUUAACCGUAAUGUUUUUGAGUGGCAAUAAAAAAAUGAGUGGAAUGAAUGAUGACAUUUUACGCAGCAGUCCCUCCUCAGCACCUCAGUCACUGUGUUCUCAUCCAGAAGUUGAUCUCUCUCAAAGCAUAUUAAAAUCUGAUCUCCAUGUUAAUAGUGAUAGGGACGGCUGGCGCAGAAAUCACCAAAAGUCAGAUAGAGAUACAUCGUACCGUAGAUUAACAACCAGUGGUGACAGUAUGAUUUCUUCCCUAAGUACCUUAAGCAAAAAUCAUGGUGUGAGUACUAGUGAUCAUUCUUUAAAUUCUAACCGUGACUAUGACACAGUUCAUCAGAUGAAUGAUUCACAUCAUAGAUAUACUACGAAUGAUUUUUUACAUAAGCAGGAUUCAUCAUUGAGAGAUUCUGACUUCUACCAUACAAAAAAGGGUACUCCUUCAAAAAUGGAGGAUCAGCGCCAUGAAACAAUUAUCUUAAAAAAGCAAUAUAAUGAAUUACUAGCAGAUAAGCAUCGCUUAGAGCAAGAGAUUGAAAGGUUAAAAAGGUUUAGGGAAGAAGAUAGAAAAGAAAUAAAUGAUCUCCAAAGACAGCAGCAAGAAAUGCUGACUGAAAAUGGAAGUGAGGCAGCCCACCAGUUGUACUUAAAUGUGGUCAGAAAAUGUGAGGCUAUGAAAGAGGAAUACGAUAACCUUCACAAACGGUAUGCUGACAUUGUAGCGUCAUACAGUGCUACUGUUUCGAAAUUAGAGGUAACUCAGGAAGAGUUGAGUUGUUGGAGGAAGCGUUAUGAAGACCUAGCAAAUGAACGCAAUGCUGCUCUGCAUGAGAGAAACGGCCUGCAGCAACAAUGCACGGCAGCAAUAAGGCAAUGGGAUAAUGCCCUUCGGGAGCGGAAUGAAGCCAGAGAGCAGCUUGCCAAGGUUCAGCAACAGCGGGAUGAAGCAAUGAAAGAAAUAAAUCAGGCUAUGGCUGUGAGAAUCAAAGCAACUAAAGAUCUGGCUAGAUUAACUGAGGAGAGAAAUGCUGCUGUUCAAGAGUAUUCUCUGAUAAUGUCUGAGCGAGACACUGUGCAUAAGGAAAUGGAGCGACUGCAAGAAGAAUUAACUGAAGCACAAAAAAUUAUCAAAAAUUCCGAGGGUACCAAAAAAGCUACUGCUGAAGAGGUGGAAACUCUGAGAAGAGAAAUUUCAUCAGCUUUGCAAGAUCGAGACAGGGCACUGAAAGAAUGCAAUGAUCUGCGUGAAAAAUAUGGUGAUUAUGUGACUGGUCGAGAGGAAGGGCAACGUGAGAAAGACUGGAGGAAAUGUGAAACUCAUUGGGAUUCUGUUGGCAGAGAUAAUUCCAGAAAAGAACGUGAUAGCCAGUGGGAGAAUUCUUGUGAUGGAAUCAUAAAAACUCAUGGUCAGUGGCUCGAUGAUUUAGAUCAGGCGAACAGAGAAAUAGAAAGUUUGCGGCGACAAGUAGAAAGGUUACAAGCAGAGUUAGUAGAAGCCCAGCAAGAAGCUGAAGUUUGCAAGAGGAGACGUGAUUGGGCUUUCAGUGAAAGGGAUAAAAUAGUUUUAGAAAGGGAAAGCAUUCGAUCAUUGUGUGAUAAGCUGAGGAAAGAAAGGGACCGGGCAGUCAGUGAUUUAGCAGAAGCUUUGAGAGAUUCAGAUGAUGUGAAAAGGCAGAAGAAUGAGGCAUCCAAGGAGCUGAAAGAAUUAAGAGAGAAAAUAGAAGCUCAGUUAGAGAAAGAGUCCAGAAUGAAGCAGCUAAACUCUGUGGGAAAUACACACAGUAGAGAUUCAGCAAUUGAUGCUGACAUGCAGGAGUGGGAUACGGAAAAUGUUGAAGUUUCUGUUAAAAUUUCUUCGGAGGAUGACCUGGGUCUGGAACUCGGAGGUGGGAAAGGAGAUAGUUCAAACAACUGUGAAAAUCCUGUUUUCAUUAGAAGUAUAGCCAAAGGCAGUAGAGCUGAAGGGAAGCUAAAAGUCAAUGACUGCAUCGUGAAGAUCAAUAAUAUUGACAUGUGUAAUGUUGACCGGAAAACUGCCAUGGAAACUUUAAGAAAUUGUAAUGGCAAUGUUACAUUGGUUGUAAAAAGAAGAAGAAUGACUAAUAGCCGGGGAGUAAAUAAUGUCAUCCUGAGUGUUCAUGGUGGUAAACACCAUGGCUUGGCUGUUGAAAAUGGUGUUUACAUUAGUAGAAUUACUCCUGGCUCUGUUGCAGCUCGAGAAGGAUCAAUAGCAGUUGGUGAUAGAUUGUUAUCAAUUAAUGGCAAAUCAAUUGAAAAUGUGAAAAAUGCUGGAGACUUACUUGAUCUCGCCAAUUCAACUCUUACUCUACAAGUUUCAAAGUGCAUCCCUUGCCCAAGUUCUCCUCCUAGUUCUGUGUCUAAUUACCAAAACUCAGAUCUGCGAAAUGAGAAGAAAAAAGGUUCUAGUCCCACGGGAAGCCAUGGUAGAGAUAGUGUUCAAUCGUCACCCGAUAAAGAUAUAUUAUCAAUAUCACCAAAAAAGCCAACUUUGUAUGAACAAGACAGUGAAAAGUCUUUAAAAUCCCUCAGUUCAGAAAAUUCUAAAAAAUCACCAGAAUCUUCACCUUUGUCUCCUGUUUCCAGAAGACGGAAAGCAGCUUCUGACGAUCGAACUCGUUACCCCUCGUCUCAGCCGACUCUCUUAGACCGAGCUUACAAUAAGAUAUUUGGUGAAAAACGCACAUCAAAAGACAAAAAGAAUUCACAAAAUGCACAUUCACCAUUGUUGGGUCAUGAUGAAGAAGAUCCUAUUGCAGAACUGGAUUCAGUUCUUGAAGUUCAUAGCAAAAUGCUUAAUAAGACUAGCAAAGAAAGUUCAAAGAAACCAGAAAAAAAUGGUGGUACUUGGCCAAAGUACAAAGGUCCCCUCAUUCAAUACAAUGAAGUUGGGACAGUGGCCCGUUAUCCCAGUCGAAGAAAAUCUGAAAGGAAAUCUUUGGCCACAGUCAGCAAGCAGUUUAGCCUCUAUGAUCCAAAUGUACAACAUACACCCAAACAGACCUCAGAAUCUCGUGUAAAUCAUAUAUUAGACGGCUGCAGUGAUAAUGAAAAUAAUAGUCGUCUGUCUGUAACUAUGAACAGUGACAGGAUAUCUGUGUUUGUUGAUUGUCAGCAUGGACAUCAAUCUUCAAAUUGUUCAAAAAAGUCUAAUAUUCCUAUUAUUUCACCAAGUGCUAGCAAUACACAAACUUCUAGCUCAGGGUCUUCAUAUGCUUCUCCAGACAUUGAUAGUCCUCACAAAAAUUUAUCUGGUCAAAGCAAUGAACAGUUAAAUGAUAUUAGGGCACCAUCUUAUAAUGGGAACUCUAGCCCUAGUUCAUUGUUAGAUUAUUCUGUAGUAUCUGCAUAUCCAAACAAGGAUGUAUUAGAGUAUUAUAAAAAUAGAAACCGUUCUCGUCCACGGUCUGCUUUGUUUGGUAUUUCAGAUUCUGACUGUUUGAGUUCUUUGGAGUCAAAUUCUUCAAGUCAAUGUGGUAAAAAUCUAAUGAGCUUGGGUAUGGAUCGGACAUCUUUCAGUCAUUCAGAUGGGAUACCUCUUUCAUUUUCUCCUCCCGACAGGCCAUUAAGUGCUCGUUCUGGACACAUGUAUCCUGUUACAGUUCCUACAAGUCUGACUGCUUCUGUUAUUAGUCCUCCUAAUCUGCUUCGGAGCAGUACACCAUUUUAUACUUUGAGCACUGGUCAGAGAGGCAUAACUCAUUCUCAUCAUCCACAUAAUCAUACUACGAGUAACCAUGGCAACGCACUUGUUGUUUCACCUUUGCCCUCAGCAUCUAGGUAUUCAUCCCCACCUGGUCUCUCUGUAUAUACUUCAAGGAGCGGGGACUCACUGUUAAGUGUGUCAGUUACAGAAUCUAUGCUCGUGGAUUCUCGUUCUUUUCAUACGCAUGCAGACAGUGGGAGGUACUCUCUCAAAGACAGUGGACGACACAGCUUUACGCCUAGCCCUUCACCAUGUCCUUCUCAGUACAGUUAUUCUAACCCAUCACCCACCCAAAGUAUAGAUUUACAUUACCACCACAGCUCAUCCUGUCAGACGCCGAAACGAGUGGUACCUGCUCACACUCAUGUUCAUACUGUCUAUAGAGAAGAUUCAUAUAGUCCAUCAGUAACUGAUGGUUUAUUAACAUAUCCAAAAAGAAAUCAAAGAAUCCGCAUCCCAUCCAACCCAAGUGUGACAUCUAAGUCUUCAGCUGGUAAAGUUUCUAGUAGCUCAAUUGAGAAAGCAUCAUCCGUGUCGGAGAGAAGCAGCCCAUUGCCACCUUUUACUGUAGAAUGGCAAAACCCUGAUGGAUCUCAGGCCUUGUCUGAUUUUAGAGACAGAAUUCCCAAAUCUGGUGAUUUACGAAGUAUCUGCAUCGAAAAAAGUACAGAACCUUUGGGUAUUCAAAUAAGUUGUGGUGCUGGAGGUGGUAUAUUUGUAUCAUCUGUUACAAAGAAUAGUCUUGCUGAUCAGGCUGGCCUUCAGGUUGGAGAUCAUCUCCUUGAGGUAUGUGGAAUAAAUAUGAGAAGUGCUACAUACGGAUUGGCAGCUAAUGUGUUGAGACAGUGCAUUGAUAGCAUUACCAUGCUGGUGCAGUAUAAUCCAGAAAAAUUUCGGGAAGUUGUACCUGACAAUGAGGAUUCUAGUGAUGCAAUGUCUCCUUGUGAAACUCCUGUGAUGUCUCAUAAAAAAAGUCUUUCAAAAUCUGUUGAUGCUUCCAAUGAAGAUGUGCCAAGUUCACCCAGCUCAGCAGCAUCUACUUUAACUAAGAAAAAGUCUGGUUUGAGUUUGAUACCUGGGGAGAAAAGGAAUAAAAAUUCAAAAAACUCCAGUUCUGAGGCAAGGCUAGUAAUUUUAAAGAAAGCCACUUCCAAUCUUGGUAUUAGUCUUUUAGGGGGCAAUGCUGUUGGUAUUUUUGUCCAUGCUUUGCAAGACGAUUCUCCUGCACAAGGUGCAAAUGGUCUACGAACCGGUGAUCAAAUUUUAGAGUACAAUGGAAUAGAUCUGCGGCAUGCAACUGCAGAGGAAGCUGCAUAUGAACUAGCAAAACCAGCUGAUACUGUGAAAAUUCUUGCUCUUCAUAAUUAUGAAAGGUAUCAAGAAAUCCAGGAUCAACCUGGUGAUUCAUUCUACAUCCGUGCCAUGUUUGACCGAAUAAGUAUAAAUGGGUCUUUAGCAUUCCAAAAAGAUGACAUUUUAUAUGUAGACAAUACCAUGUAUAAUGGUGUUCCUGGAUUGUGGCAGGCAUGGCUUGUAGAUGAAGAAGGAGAAAAAAUUAAGUGUGGUUUUAUUCCAAGCAAGUACAAGGUAGAAGAAGAACUGAUGAUGAAAAAGAGUAUCGGUGAUCUCGAAGGAGCAGAUGGUGGUCGAAGGGGAUCGACAGCUGCGAGGCGUAGUUUUUUUCGACGGAAACGCCACCAUCGGAGUAAUUCGAGAGAUAGCAAAGAAUUAGCUUCUUUUUCUGAUGUUUCUAUCAAUAGUUGCAGUGAUUCCGGUAUUUUGGGUGUGCCUCUAACGUAUCAGAGAGUUGAGAAGCAGCACUAUGAAUCUUGUCGCCCAGUCAUUAUUGUGGGGCCAUUAAUGGAAGCUGUGGUAGACCAGUUGGAGCAAGAUUUUCCCCAUGUUUUCCAACGGUGCAUUCCAGAAAAAAUGAAAGGAUCUCUUUCAAUGAUGGAACGUGGGCUGCAAGAACUGAAGUUUGUAGAUUUCCGAAGGCGUGGAAAUCAUUUCGAGUGUACUACCGUUGUAGCUAUAAAACAACUCUGUGAUAAAAACUGUCAUGCUCUUUUGGAUUGUAGUCUUUCAGCAGUGGAACGUUUAAACCAAUGCAUGAUCUACCCAAUAGUCAUAUUUUUAAAAUAUAAAUCUACAAAACAAAUAAGGGAAGUUAAGGAUUCUCGUUAUUUAACAGAAAAAGUCACUACUAAAGCUGCUAAAGAAAUGUUUGAACAUGCCUUGAAAAUAGAGAGUGAAUAUAAGCAGCUCAUUAAUGCUGUAAUUCCAGGCUCAAAUUUGGCCUACAUGUGCACUCAGGUGAAAUCUUGUGUAGAGGAAGAGCAGAGUAAAGCAUUAUGGGUGCCUAGUGGUUCACUAUAACAUAGUUUGUAAUUAUAAAUAUCCUUGCAAAUUAAAAUUUCGUUUUUUGUAAAUUUGUAGUGGUGUUGAACUUGAAACCACGUCUAAUUGCUCAUUUGUCCAUCUGCUGCGAAUUCGAAGAACUGAACACUUGCAUGAAGCUGUAUAAAUAAAUAUAUGAUGCAUGUACAGAGAUAGACUGUGCUAUACGCGCGCAUUUGUGUGUCGGGGUACUUUUUAAAGUGAUUUUUUUAAAAAUGUACUAUAAAACAUUUCUCAUUCUUUGUUAAAUUAUGCAAGUGAUUGAUUCCAUCUGUCUAAAUGUCUUUGAAAUUACAUUAUGUUAAAUUUUUGACAUUUUAAAAUUAACAGAUUUUAUAUAUAAAUCUAAUUUUUUCUAACAAAUGCUACCGAAUUGUUGCGAGCAGCUUGUUUGUUAUAUAGAAGUAAGAUUUGUUUAGUAAUUGAUGGUUCAGAAUCAUUUACUGUUAUUAAUAUAUUGAUAUGAGAAUGAGGAAGAAUUAUCAGUAUUUAUUAUGUGAUGCUUUAAAUUAUAAUUUUUAAUUUUUUUUAAAUUUUAUUUUUAUAGCUGUGUAAAACCCUUUAUGUCAGCAUGCACAAUUUGAGCUUGCAUUUCUAAAAUUAAAAGCAUAAAUUUUGAAAAAAUUUCUAUAAAUUAAAAAUUAAUGACUGUAAAAAUUAAUUUAUAUAAACAUACUUUGACAGAUGAGGAAGUAAUUUUUAUAUAUCUCCUAGAAGCAUGUUACAAUAUAAUCAUGUAAGCUUUACACAAUACUUCAAUGGUAUAUAUAAAUUAUUAACUGUAUAAUAAAUGAAAAAGUACUUUUUAUGAUAAAUUGCAAUAUAUCUGUGGUUAUUUUGUUUAGAAUUUUCCAUAGUUUAUUAUAUUAAAAAUUAAUUGUAAGUUACAUUUCGUGAGAAUUUAAUUUUUGUGUAGUAAAAAAAUAAAACACUAAUAAAAUUCUGAAGACAGUUCAGUUUGCAACCAGUACUCUAUAUUGUAAAAUCUUGCAUAUUAUAGCAGUGGUUCUCCACCUUUUUUGGGCCGUGCGGUAAAGUCGCUGGUCUGAGGCUCGAAUCCCGGCAAAUCGGCUGACUGAAUGGUGUUUUCAUGGGUUUCCCCAUGUGUUAGCCUUCGAAAGUCCUCCAUUUAGGCAGAUAGCUUUCUAAGUGCUUUGCCAUAAUUAAACAAAAUAACCUUUUUUGUCCCAUGCUACACUUUCGCCAUUGCUAGAGAAUCAUCCUUUCCAAAAUUUGAAAAAUACAUAUAUAGUUAUUUACAUUUAGAUUAUUAUUUAAUGUGUUUCAUAAAUUAAGCUUGAAAAAUUUUGAUAAAUACCAAAACCUUAAUAAAAUAUUUAUGUUUAUUCAUAAACCAAAACUAAAUCCUAGACAAGUAAAUAAAAGGCUGAUCACAUUUCCCCCACCCAGUUCAGAACCCCCUGGUAUACAGUCAUGUUUGUUUAAUUCAAACCUAAAAUUAAAAUUUCACCUAAAUUUGAUUUGCAUGUAACUGUGAACGAGUUUCAUAUGUGCAGUGUAGUUCUGUUAACAAUCUGAGAGCAGUAUAUAUGUCUAAAUUUUUAUGUUAAGUGUUAGAAUUUUGUUUGAAUUUUGUGCAGCCUAAUAAUUAGCAGAGAAAGCUGUGAACAGCUGACUCUGAAUAAGCUGUUAUUGAAACUUAUUUUUCAUUACUUUGAUGUUUUAUAUUCUUAAGCUUUUAGGGUAAUUAAUAUGCACCUGUAUCAGUAUCGUGGAGUUGUUUUUGUUUAUUUUUAAAUGCAUUAAUUGUAUAUAUGUUGCAUAUUUCUUUUAAGUUUAAAAUAAAUAUUCAUUGAAUAAGUAUAUGCAAGAUUUUACAAAAACUGUUCUUAUUCCUUGUGUUCUAUGUAGUAUUUUACAUAUAUUCUAAAUUCCAGGACUAACUGCUUUAAGUUUUCAGUAAGAAUUUAAAUGGUCAGUUUUAUUGCCUUUCUUUGAAUUCAUCACUUCUUAUCCCCAGGUCUUAAAUAAAUUUUAAUUUUGUAUUUCUAAUUUGAUAAAAAUUUUGAUUUGAUUUUCAAGCUUGUGGUGUUUAUUGAAGUAAUAUUAUUCAUUUAGAUCAGGUUCCCAACUGUAUACCCUCCAAUCAUUUAAAGUGUGCCUACCACUGUGCGAUCACAAUGAAAAUGUUUUAGUUUUCAAUAAAAUUCUAUGUGAAAGUUUUCUCAUUUUUAAUGAAAUAGAAAUAGCAUCCAACACAGACACCAGCACAAAGUGAAAUGUGACCGAUUUCUUUUUUUAUGUACAUGUAUUAUUAACUCUAUCCAACUAUAAAUUUACCUUGAAAAAGUAAAUGUUGUUUGCCAUCCAACAGAUAUUCUAAAAUGGCUCUUAAGGACAAAAAGCUUGGGGAUCCCCCUCCCCCUGAUUUAGACAUAUCUAAUUGUGUACUCAUUUGUGCAUGCAAUCAGCCUUUAUUCAAUUUUAGGAGUAAUGACGAGCUAUAAAAAUAAAGUACAUAAGUUAUUUGAAGAAUUUGUUUUUAUCAUCCAAUCUUAAGAGUAUACUUUUGUAGCUUUUAUUAAGUAAUGGUAUAUUAAUUAAUUGGGAAAAAUAAGUAAAUAGCAAUAUUUUGUCUUGUGAUUUCAUUUGUAUAUGUGCAUUUCGAAUAACAAAGUUUGUUCUUUGACCUUGUGUUAGAAUUGUGUCACUUUUAGUACACCCCUAUUACAUGUAAACCCUGUAUGAAAUUUAAUACAUAAAGGUGACAGCAGUAUUAAUGUAGUGCAUUUUGAUAUUUGUAUUAAUCUAAGACAAGCUGUAAAAAGUUUGAUUUGCAAAGCAUAUUUCAUUUUUAAUUCUUUGGUUCUGUUUAUUAUGUUGAUAAUAGGAAUUGUAAUGGCAGAUUUCUCUUGUGAUAUAUGUGUUGUUUUCAAUACUAUUGUAUUGUAUUAAAUUAUUUAUGAACAGAUGUUAGUCAGUGAUUUAAAGAAUAUUAUGAAAUUAUGUUGUAUAUUUUCUUUUUUGAAAGGAAGGGGAAAGUUUAAUAAAAUUUCAGUCGUGCUAUAAAAAUAUGCAAAAUCAUAAUAAUAAGGUAAUCCUGAGAUUAAUGGUGAAUUUCCUUUAUGCUAAUCAGAUCAAAGCACUAUCUGCAGUUGAUUUAAAUUGUAAAAGUUUUGUUGCUUCUAAUUUAAAGAAAAGGACAGUUUUUAUGUAGAUUCUUUAAAUUUCUGUUAAACAUUGUGGCAUGUUUACGCAUUAGUAUUUACUGUAGUUUCUUUAUGUGUCUUUUGAAGAUGUUCCUAUUCACUAAAUAAUUAAAUUAUAAAAAAAUUAACUAAAUUUUAUUUGAAUUAAAUAAUUAACUUGUGUUUGAAUUUAAUUAAAAAUUAGAGUAAUCUUUAAGUCUCUGAAACUAUAUGCAUAUUUAUAUGUAUGCACACAUACUGAAGUAUUAAAAAACUGGCGUAUCAGUUUAAUGCUCUACAGAACCAUCUUUUAACUGUAGAAAAAUAAACUAUGCAUGUAAGGGACAAUAAAUGACAUACAUCCUGCAAAGCAAUUUCGUAUUUUAAAAGUGUAAGAUAUCUGUGUUCCACAGCCUGUUGUGUGGCAUCUCAAAUGUGUUUGAUAAUGGCGAGAUGUGAUGGCUUGGAUGGUAUAGCAUUAUCUGCAGAGAUAAGUGUUUCUGUAACUGUAAUCAUCUGUAGAUUUGUGUGGCUACUCUUAGAGGCAAAUAAAACUAUUAGAAUGAAUACAAGCUUGAAAAAGUUUGACUCAAAAAGGAACAUACAUGACAGUCAGCAUUCACUUGUUAGAUGUGUUUGCAGACAUACUAAGAUUGGCACAGAUUGCCAGCUAAACAGAUCCCAUCCCAUUACAGAGCCAUCAAAUUCUGUGUGGUCUCUUGUUGACAUUUAGGAUCCAUGGCAUCAUGAGGUUCAUUACUUUUCCUUACAUAUGCACAAAUUUUAUUGUUUGCCUGAAAUAGAAAAAUAACUGCUGAAACCAGGCUUUUUCCAGUUGUCAGGUGACCACCCAAUCCAAUCUCUAAAUUACCAAGCAAAGCAAAUUGCAUGGUGCUAUAUUGUGCAUUCAUCAUGGAUAAUGAAGUUGGGUUUCAGAAUUUAAAACUCACGAGGAAGCGAACAUUUUAUGCUCAUUUAACUCCAUUGUUACUUGAGGCAGUGCUAUACCCCUCUCACAUGAAAUAAUUUUUGCCAGCAGAUGUUGGUUAUAUUUAUCUAGAGUCUUUUCACUGCAUCACUUUUGUAAAUCCAAAAUUUUGCAAUAAUUUUUAGUCAUGAUGCACUCUUUAAAUGGUCAUAAGUGAAAAUUCCAACUUUGCAUGCUUAUUCAAAAUGUUACAACUUACCAAGCAAAUUAAUAAAUUAAAUUUUAAAAACCUUUUCAUUCUUUGGAUAAAAAGAACUUUCACAAACAUUCUGGGAAGCAAAAGAACUAUAAACUUUCAUAUUUUAUGUAUAUAUUGGUAGAUAUGAUCAGUGAUGUUCAUAUGCAGUGUUACUAAAUGUCCUGUUUAAGGUUGUUCUGUGCCAGUUUUUUACACUUUCAUUCAUAUACAUAUAAAUAUAUAUAUAUAUAUAGAGAGAGAGAGAGAGAAUUAAUAGGCUAUUUUAUAGAAUAAGUUUUUAAUUUGCAUAUAUAAUUUAUCAGUUCUUGGCUAAUGUCUUUUGUUUAAAUUUAACUUUGAAUGCCUGUGUUGUAAAUAUGCUAAUAUAAUAUAAACAUAUUAUGAUAGAUAUUUAAUAAUGUAAAGAAACAAAUAACAUUAUUAAAUAUCUAUCAUAAAUGAGGUACAUCUUUUUCUUGAUAAUGUUUAAAUUAUUUAAAUAGUCAUAAUUCUAUUUUUCUAAAGUUUCCUGUUAUCUAGCUACCAGAGGGUAAAUUGAAAAGCACCUUUAUCCUGUUCGUGCGAGGCUGAAAUUUUUUUUACCGAAUGCUUUGCGUGCAUUAGCUUUUAUUGAGGGGGGGGUCAGUUUUGGUCAUUAGUAAACUGAAAAAUUUAAUGUUUUCCUUCUUCCUUUCUGUUUUCUUUUUUCUGAAUUUAUCAGUUUUUACCUGUUUUUUAACCUUAAUUAAGUGAAUUUUUGUGUGUAUCUGUUUUUAAAAAUUUAAAUGUUAUUAAGUAUUUGUAGUUUAUUAAUUGUACAUUGCUAUAAUUUUUUGUGCAUGCAAAAUUUGCAUCUUUUUUUGUACGUAAUUUUUAAUAUGUCAAAAUUAUCACAGGGUAUUUAAAUAUUUCAAACUGAUAUAUUCUGCAUUUUUUAGUAGUAAAUAGAAUUUGUUAUGUAUUAGGUCGUAUGUAGAACUGACAUUCAGGCCUUUCUUAAAAUUUUAAAAUUCGCAUAUCUUAAAUGCCAAAAAUGAAAAGAAUCCUUUUAAAUUAUUUGUAAAUGAUAUUUAUAGUACAAUGUUAUUCCUUCCAUUCUUGUAAAAAUACUUCCAUAAUUAUUUUGUAUUUUUAAAAUGCAUCUGCAGAAUUUGCUUGAAUUUUUUAAUCCUUUUAAGUAAGUUAUUUUGUAGUUAAUUCAUUUGAAUAAAUGUCAGGCUGAAAGUUUAAAUAU
Stegodyphus dumicola is the source of this 11996-nucleotide messenger RNA. It is a transcript of the gene Dlg5, whose product is annotated as MAGUK family member discs large 5. Gene Ontology annotation, biological process: negative regulation of hippo signaling; regulation of apoptotic process. Gene Ontology annotation, cellular component: plasma membrane. NCBI's taxonomy places the organism in Eukaryota, Metazoa, Arthropoda, Arachnida, Araneae, Eresidae. Gene Ontology annotation, molecular function: protein binding. The record is from RefSeq and is a predicted model, not a curated record.